Molecule: messenger RNA, 1134 nt
Organism: Acanthosepion pharaonis
Lineage: Eukaryota; Metazoa; Mollusca; Cephalopoda; Sepiida; Sepiidae
Source: the annotation of a GenBank genome assembly
UUGAUAUUUUUCUUUUUCUUUAUUCUUUCUCUCGUUUUAAUUUCUAUUUGUUUUUCUUUAUAUUUAUUUCAUUUUUUUUUUCUUGUUUUUUCUCUUUCUUUCAUUUAUUUUCUCAUUCUUUCUUUAUUUAUUUGCUAUUUUCUAUUACUUUCUUUUCUUUUCCUUUUCUCAUUCUUUCUUUUAACUUCAUUUCUUUGUUUCUUUUACACUUUUCAUUCGUUAAUUUUCAAUUUCUUUCUCUAUAUUUCUCAUUUAUUUUCUAUUUCUUUCUUUUUUAUUUCCCCUUCCUUCCUUUCUUAUUCUUUUUCAUCAUUUAGCCUUGUUGUCUUUUUCCCUUUUUCUCUUCUUGUAUCUUUCUUUUUCUUUUGUAUUUUUCUUUCAUUAUACGCUAUUUCUUUUUUGUACCUUUCUAAGUCCUUCCAUAUUUUGGUCUAUUGCCAGUUUCUCUCUCUCUCCCUCUUUCCCCUCUCCCCUUCUCUCUCUUUCCUCUAUCUAUCUUCUUUCUCUCUCUCUCUCUCUCUUUUUUAUAGCAUCUUAUAUUCCCAAACACUCAAUCCGUACCGGGCUGCUGAUAAACAACCACUGUCAAAUCACUCCACCACCUCAUCACUUUUGUUUAACCGAUUCGAAACCUUUAAAAUCCCUCUAAGUUUCUAUCUAUCUAUCUAUCUAUCUAUCUAUCUAUCUAUCUAUCUAUCUAUCUAUCUAUGUCUGCUCAUUAUCUGUCUAUCUGCUUUAUCACCAUCAUCUCUUGCCAUCUAUCGAUUUAUGUUUAAUCAUCAUCAUCAACAUAAUCUUUUCUCUCCCACUCAUCAUCAUAUCUAUCUAUCUAUCUAUCUAUCUAUCUAUCUAUCUAUCUAUCUAUCUAUCUAUCUGUUUAUUCAUCAGCAGCAGCAUCUCUCCCGCGAUCUCUAUUGUUUCAUCAUCAUCAUCAUCAUCAUCAUCAUCAUCAUCAUCAUCGCUCUCUCUGUCGAUCUGUUUCAUCAUCAUCAUCAUCAUCAUCAUCAUCAUCAUCAUCAUCAUCAUCAUCAUCAUCUAUCUCUAUCUAUCUAUCUAUCUAUCUAUCUAUCUAUCUAUCUAUCUAUCGAUCUAUGCAUGAACAAUGCCUGUUGCAGAGCAAUGAUAAGAAAUUAA